Messenger RNA from Monopterus albus (swamp eel), 9675 nucleotides. RefSeq names its product filamin B a (gene flnba). Gene Ontology annotation, molecular function: actin filament binding. NCBI's taxonomy places the organism in Eukaryota, Metazoa, Chordata, Actinopteri, Synbranchiformes, Synbranchidae. Gene Ontology annotation, biological process: actin cytoskeleton organization. The record is from RefSeq and is a predicted model, not a curated record. The transcript has 49 exons. The coding region runs from base 223 to 8073 and encodes 2616 amino acids.
UACAUCGACCAGGGUGGUAAAACCAAUGAAGACGCUGGACUCUCCGAGCUUUCAGAGCAGCACCUGAACGCAACAGCAGCCAGUUGGUCUCAGUGCGGUUCAGAGAAAACUUCAAACCGACUUGAGCAGGGACGGAAACGCGCUCACAGAUCCGCUCUCUGUCACGUUUAGCUCUAGUCCGAGCACGAAGAGACGAAAUAACUGAGAAACGAGCCGUUAAAGAUGCCGGCCACAGAGAAGGACCUGGCUGAGGACGCUCCGUGGAAGAAGAUCCAGCAGAACACCUUCACCCGCUGGAUCAACGAGCACCUGAAGUGCGUCAACAAACGGAUCGUGGACCUGCAGCUGGACUUGGGCGACGGCCUGAGGCUCAUCGCCCUGCUGGAGGUCCUCAGCCACAAGAGCAUGCUGAGAAAGUACCACCAGAGGCCCAACUUCAGGCAGAUGAAACUGGAAAACGUGUCGGUGGCACUGGAGUUUCUGGAGAAAGAGAACAUCAAGCUGGUCUCCAUAGACUCUAAAGCCAUUGUGGAUGGGAACCUGAAGCUGAUCCUGGGUCUGGUCUGGACUCUGAUCCUGCACUACUCCAUUUCCAUGCCAGUGUGGGAGGGCGAGGGAGAAGAGGCAGAGUCAAAGACUCCUAAGCAGCGUCUGCUGGGCUGGAUCCAAAACAAAGUCCCGGAUAUGCCAAUCAACAACUUUAGCCAGGACUGGAGGGAUGGCAGGGCACUGGGAGCACUGGUGGACAGCUGUGCACCUGGUCUGUGUCCAGACUGGGAGACCUGGGAUCCAGUCAAACCAGUGCAGAAUGCCAGUGAAGCCAUGCAGCUAGCUGACCAGUGGCUUGGCAUCCCGCAGGUGAUAGCUCCAGAGGAGAUCAUUGAUCCCAGUGUGGACGAGCAGUCGGUCAUGACUUACCUGUCCCAGUUCCCCAAAGCCAAACUGAAGCCAGGAGCUCCACUGAAACCCAAGCUCAACCCCAAGAAGGCCCGCGCAUAUGGACCAGGUAUUGAGCCAACAGGGAACAGGGUGCUGCGUCCUGCUGUGUUCACAGUGGACACGUUCAGUGCAGGUCAGGGUCAGGUCACCGUCUACCUGGAUCACCCAGACGGCACCAGAGAGGAGCUGAAGCCAGAGCCCAACGAGGGCAAGAAGACCUACAGUGUUAGCUAUGUUCCUCAAGUCAUGGGAACUCACAAGGUGACGGUGUUGUUUGCAGGCCAGCAGAUUCCUAAGAGUCCGUUUGAGGUGAACGUGGACAAAGCGCAGAGUGAUGCCUCCAAAGUCACAGUCAAAGGCCCGGGAAUCGAACCUCUGGGCAACGUCACCAACAAACCCACCUACUUUGACAUCUACACAGCAGGAGCCGGAACAGGAGAUGUGACAGCCAUGAUCAGAGACCCUCAGGGCCACCAGGACAGCGUGGAGGUGAUGAUUGAGGAUAAAGGUGACAGCAUGUACCGCUGCACCUACCAGCCCACCCAGGCUGGACCACACACAGUCACCGUGAAUUUUGGAGGAAUGGGGGUCCCCAAGAGCCCCUUCAGUGUGGACGUGGGGCCGGCCAGCACACCAGCAGCGUGCAAGGCAACGGGUCGGGGUCUCCAGCCAUCAGGGUUGAGGGUGAAGCAGGUUGGUGACUUCAAGGUGGACACCAGGAACGCCGGCAGUGGAGACCUGAAGGUGGUCGUCAAGGGACCCAAAGGCAUCGAAGAGCCGGUGAAGCUGAUCUCCAGUCAGGACAGCGUAUACUCCUAUGAGUAUUUUCCCAAAAGUCCUGGCAAACACUCAGUCUCCAUCACCUGGGGGGGGCAGCACAUCCCCAAGAGCCCAUUCGAAGUGGCGGUGGGUCAGGAGGCGGGGCCUCAGCAGAUCAGGGCCUGGGGUCCUGGUCUGGAGGGAGGCGUUGUGGGUAAACCUGCCACCUUCAUUGUGGAGUCCGUCGGCACUGAUGUCGGAGUGUUGGGUUUUGCCAUCGAGGGACCUUCCCAGGCUAAAAUCGAGUGCGAGGACCAGAAUGACGGGUCAUGUGAUGUCUGUUACUGGCCGACAGAGGCCGGCGAGUACGCUGUCCAUGUGACCUGUGACGAGGAGGACAUCGAACACAGCCCAUUCAUGGCCUACAUCGUCCCUGACGAUGGCAGCAGUGACGCAAAUAAGGUCAAGGCUUUUGGGCCGGGGCUAGAGAAGAGCGGCCGCCUGGUCAACCAGCCCACUGAGUUCACUGUCAGCGCUAAGGAUGCUGGGAAAGGACCUCUGAAGAUUGCUGCUCAGGAUGUGGAGGGUCGUCCUCUGGAGGUGAAAGUGAAGAGUAAAGGCGAUGGGCUGUACUCCUGCUCCUACACGCCCACCUCCCCUCUCAAACACACCGUGGCCGUCGCCUGGGGAGGAGUCGGCAUCCCCAACAGCCCCUUCAGGGUCAAUGUGGGUAAAGGCAGCCACCCCGACAUGGUGAAGGUGUUUGGCCCUGGAGUGGAGAGGACCGGACUGAAGGCCAACGAGCCCACACACUUCACCGUGGACUGUUCUGGAGCUGGAGACGGUGACGUCAGCGUGGGCAUCAAGCGUGACGCCAGUAUGGUCGGUGACAGAGAGGUUGACGUAGAUUUUGACAUCAUCCCCAACGCCAACGACACAUUCACCGUCAAAUACGUCCCUCCUGCUGCUGGAAGACUCACUGUUAAAGUCCUGUUCACUGACAAGGAAGUUCCACAGAGCCCCUUCAGUGUCAAAGUCGAUCCCUCCCAUGAUGCAUCAAAGGUUAAAGCAGAGGGUCCUGGACUGUCACGCACUGGUGUAGAGAGCGGUAAGCCGACUCAUUUCACAGUGUUGACUAAAGGAGCCGGGAAAGCACCGCUGGAUGUUUCCUUCUCAACUCCUGUCAAAGACUUCGACAUCAUCGACAACUAUGACUAUUCUCAGACAGUCAAAUACACGCCUGUACAACAGGGGGAGAUGAACGUCUCGGUGAAGUAUGGAGGAGAUCCCAUCACUAAGAGCCCAUUCACGGUCGGAGUCGCUGCUCCGCUGGAUGUGAGCAAGGUCACUGUGAACAACCUGGAUGGAAGAGUGGAGGUCGCUCAGGAACAGAAGUUUAUGGUUGACACCAAGGGUGCAGGAGGUCAGGGUAACCUGGAGGUGGCGGUGCUGAGUCCCAGUCACCGGGCGGUACCAUGCAAAGUGGAGCCCCAGUCCAGUAAAGCACAUGUCAGUCUGGUCCGUUACACUCCCACAGAGGAGGGGGUCCACGCGGUCAACGUGUCUUACGACGGACACCCUGUCCCUGGCAGUCCCUUCUCUGUGGAGGCCCAGCUGCCUCCAGACCCCAGCAAGGUGAAGGCGUUCGGUCCUGGUCUGAAGGGAGGCCUGGUGGGGAGUCCAGCAGAGUUCACCAUUGACACCAAGGGUGCUGGCACCGGAGGUCUAGGCCUGACGGUGGAGGGUCCAACCGAGGCCAAGAUCGAGUGUUCGGACAACGGCGACGGGACCUGCUCUGUCUCCUACCUGCCCACCGAGCCCGGAGACUACCUGGUUAACAUCCUGUUUGAGGAGGUCCACAUCCCGGGUUCGCCAUUUAGAGCCGACGUCCAGAUGCCCUUUGACCCCUCUAAGGUGGUGGCGACAGGGGCAGGCCUGAAGAGAGCCAAGGUUGGAGAGCCCAGUGUGGUCAGUGUGGACUGUUCUCGAGCCGGACCAGGACUACUCAGCCUGGAGGCCAUACCAGAUGCCUCCCCGACCAGCCCUACUGGGUCUGCACCAGGCUCAGGUGUUAAAGCUAAGACGGAGGUGGUUGACAACAAAGAUGGCACCUACACAGCGACAUACAUCCCCCUGAGCUCUGGCGUACACACCCUGCAGAUGAAGUAUGGAGGAAAGGCUGUCCCCGGUUUCCCCGCCAAGGUGGUGGCGGAUCCUGCUGUCGACACCUCCGAGGUCAAAGUGUUCGGACCCGGAGUGGAAGGACAAGCUGUUUUUAGAGAAGCCACCACUGAGUUCACAGUAGACGCCCGUCCUCUGACCCGGCGAGGAGGGGACCAUGUGAAGGCAGAGGUCAGGAACCCGUCUGGAGCGAUGACAGACUGCGUGGUUACUGACAAGGCUGAUGGGACCUACAAUGUUGAGUACACUCCUUUUGAGAAAGGUGUCCACAGUGUCCAGGUUCUGUAUGAUGACACCCCAGUUCCUAAGAGCCCAUUCAGGGUUUCUGUGUCAGAGGGAUGUGACCCCAGCAGGGUGGUGGCUGCAGGCCCUGGGCUCCAACAGGCCCUGACCAACAAGCCCAACAACUUCAACAUCACAACCAGAGGAGCAGGUACCGGAGGUCUUGGCAUCACUGUGGAGGGUCCAUCGGAGUCAAAGAUGUCCUGCAAAGACAACAAAGAUGGCAGCUGCAGCGUGGAGUAUGUUCCCUUCACCCCCGGCCUCUACGACGUCAACAUUACCUAUGGAGGACAGCACAUCCCCGGAAGUCCAUUCAAGGUCCCAGCAAAGGAUGUGGUGGACUCCAGUAAAGUCAAGGUAUCUGGUCCCGGUGUGGGCUCAGCAGUCAGGGCCAAUAUCCCACAGUCCUUCACGGUGGACUGCAGGAAGGCAGGUGUGGCCCCACUGGCCGUGGCCGUCAAGCCUCUGAAAGGCGCCGCCGAGCCUGUGGAGGUGACAGACAACAGGGACGGGACUCACACAGUGUCCUACACUCCAACUGUGGAGGGACCGUACUCUGUCGCCGUCAAGUACGCAGAGGAGGACGUCCCCCACAGUCCCUUCAAGUUUCGGGUUCUGCCCACUCAUGAUGCCAGUAAAGUGCGAGCCAGUGGGCCCGGGUUGACCAGUGGCGUCCUCGCCAGCUUCCCUGUCGAGUUCAACGUUGACACCAAAGAUGCUGGCAAGGGCCAACUGGAGCUGCUCAUCACAGACCAGGAUGGUAAAACUAAGCAGCCCAGUAUCCAUGACAAUGAUGAUGGUACAUACGAGGUGUCUUACAUCCCCAACCGUGUGGGCCGGUACACCAUCGCCAUAAAGUAUGGCGGUGACGAAAUCCCUGCAUCACCCUACAGAGUCCGUGCCACAGCUACCGGAGACGCCAGCAAAUGCACCGUCACCGGUCCCGGUGUGGGUCCCACUGUGGCCAUCGGCGAGGAGCUGGGUCUGGUGGUGAAUGCUAAGGGUGCUGGGAAGGGGAGGGUAAGCUGUGUGGUGGUUCAGCCUGAUGGCAGCGAGGUGGAGGCUGAGGUAAUGGAGAACGAAGAUGGCACCUUCGACAUCUUCUACACCGCACCGGCCCCCGGGAACUACAUCAUCUACGUCCGCUUUGGAGGAGAAAACGUCCCGCGCAGUCCCUUCAAAGUCGUGGCUACAGAUGAGGUACCCUUGAUGCAAGAGCAGACAUCUCUACAGCAAAAGGCCGCUCCCCCUGGAGUUGGCUUCCAGCCCUGGGUGACAUCAGAGAACUACAAGCCAGUCAGCAGCAUUAAUGGAAGCGGCUUCAGACCAUUUGACAUGGUGAUUCCUUUCUCCGUCAGGAAGGGAGAAAUCACUGGUGAGGUGCUGAUGCCAUCAGGUAAAUCAGCUCAGCCAGUGAUCACAGACAACUUGGAUGGGACAGUCACAGUGCAAUACUCGCCUACUGAGGCCGGCCUGCACGAGAUGCACAUCAAAUACAAUGGCACACAUAUCCCAGAGUCUCCCCUUCAGUUUUAUGUGAACCACAUCAGCAGCCCCAAUGUCACAGCCUACGGUCCUGGUCUGAGCUACGGCGUCGCCAACAAGAUUGCUACGUUCACCGUAUAUACUGAUGAUGCCUCUGAAGGGGGUCUGGACUUGGCCAUCGAGGGUCCAUCCAAAGCAGAGAUCAGCUGUGUGGACAACCAAGACGGAACCUGCGGUGUCAGCUACCUGCCCACUCUGCCUGGAGACUACAACAUCCUGGUCAAAUACAACGACGAGCACAUCGCCGGAAGCCCAUUCACCGCCAAGAUCACCGAGGACAACCAGCGGCGCUCACAGGUCAAACUGGGCUCAGCUGCAGAUUUCUCUCUGGAUAUUAAUGAGACGGACCUCACCCUGCUGACCGCGAGCAUUAGGUCGCCAUCCGGACGCGACGAGCCCUGUCUGCUGAAGAGGAUGCCCAACAACCACAUUGGCAUCUCCUUCAUCCCCCGGGAGGUGGGUGAACACCAAGUCAGCAUCCUGAAGAAUGGCCGUCAUGUUGCCAACAGUCCCAUAACUAUCAUGGUCGUCCAGUCUGAGAUAGGUGACGCCAGCCGGGUCAAAGUUCAUGGUGACGGCCUCUUCAAAGGAACCACCUUCAACAAUGCCAGUUUUGUUGUGGACACGCAGGAAGCUGGUUAUGGUGGCCUGGCUCUGGCCAUCGAAGGCCCCAGUAAGGUUGACAUCCAAACAGAGGACUUGGAGGAUGGGACAUGUGAAGUCACCUACUGUCCUACUGAACCAGGAAACUACAUAGUCUCAAUCCGCUUUGCUGAGGAUCAUGUUCCAGGAAGUCCAUUCACAGUGCGGGUGACAGGUGAGGGUCGCAUCCGGGAGAGCAUCACCCGACGACAGAAGGCGCCGUCUGUCGCCAGUGUGGGAAGUGUGUGUGACCUCAGUCUUAAAAUACCAGCCAUAGACAUGCAUGAUGUCACUGCUGAAGUCACCUCCCCCUCUGGAGUCAGUCAACCUGCUGAGCUGGUCACUGUGGGAAACGACACCUAUUGUGUGCGUUUCGUGCCAACAGAGAUGGGAGUGCACAGAGUGAGUGUGAAGUACAGGGGCGUCCACGUUCCAGGUAGCCCCUUCCAGUUCACUGUGGGGCCGCUAGGAGAAGGCGGAGCUUCCAAAGUGAAAGCAGGAGGACCGGGUCUGGAGGGAGCAUUGGCAGGAGAGCCAGCUGAGUUCAGUAUCUGGACGAGGGAGGCAGGGGCCGGCGGUCUGUCCAUCGCCGUGGAGGGACCCAGCAGGGCGGAGAUCUCCUUUGAUGACCGCAAAGACGGAUCUUGUGGAGUCGCUUACAUUGCUCAGGAGCCUGGUGAUUAUGAGGUUUCAGUCAAGUUUAACAACCAACACAUCCCUGACAGCCCCUACCUAGUUCCUGUCGUUGCUCCAGUGAAUGAUGCCCGUCGUCUCACUGUUACCGGUCUUCAGGAGUCUGGUCUGAAAGUGAAUCACCCAGCUUCCUUUGCAGUGGGUUUGAAUGGAGCACAGGGAAAGAUGGAGGCCAAAGUCCACAGCCCUUCUGGUGCUCUGGAGGAGUGUGUUGUCACCGAGCUGGAGAAAGACAAAUACGCAAUCAGGUUCAUCCCCAGGGAGAAUGGCAUCCACACCAUUGAUGUCAAGUUCAAUGGCUCUCACAUCCCAGGAAGUCCUUUCCAGGUGCGAGUAGGGGAACCAGGACAGACUGGGGACCCUGGUCUAGUCUCAGCAUAUGGAGCUGGCCUGGAGAGAGGCACAACAGGUAGCCAGUCGGAGUUCAUCAUUAACAACACUAAGGCAGGUCCUGGGGCCUUGGUUGUGACCAUUGAGGGUCCGUCCAAGGUAAAGAUGGACUGCCAGGAGGUCCCAGAGGGCUACAAGGUGCAGUACACCCCCAUGGCACCUGGAAACUAUCUGAUCAGCAUCAAAUAUGGAGGACCAAACCACAUCAUCGGUAGCCCCUUCAAGGCUAAAGUUACAGGUCCUAAACUGGUGAAUGUGACCAAUGCCAGUGAGAUGUCAACCCUGACGGUGGAUCCAGCAGUACAGUUGUCCAGCAGCAGCAGCAGCUUUACCCGCAGUGCUAUGCCAUGGCCGACCGACUCUGACGCCAGCAAGGUGCUGAGCCGAGGACCAGGCCUCAGCAAGGCCUUUGUCGGUCAGAGGAGCAACUUCUCAGUUGACUGCAGCAAGGCCGGUAAGAACAUGCUCAUGGUGGGCGUGCACGGUCCUCAGGCCCCCUGUGAGGAGGUUCAGGUGAAACACUUGGGCAACCUGCAGUACAACAUCAGCUACCUGCUGAAGGAGCGGGGCUACUACAUCCUAGUGGUUAAAUGGGGUGAUGACCAUGUCCCAGGCUCCCCCUUCCACGUCACCGUCCCAUAAUCCACCAAGAAACCUGCUGUCACUCCUCCUACACCAUUUUGCAUCCCUGUUUAAAGGAGAGGCAUUAGUUGCACUGCAAAUAACUGUCCAACAAACAAACGGCUCAAAGUUGUGCGCUUAGUUUUCUGUCAAGACCCGAGGUCUAAAUUAUUUUGUGUUGAUAACCUUUUGCAAAGUUUCUCAAACUGCAAAACUGCCCUUCAAAUAGGAAAAAGUGCCAGAUUUUAAAAACUGGCAUGAAAAUCAACUGAAAGCUGAAGGACAAAGAAAUUGAACACAUCAGUGAAUGGAGGCCGUUACUUGAUGAGUUGGACAUGUUCUGCAGUAAAUCAGAGAGGCAAAAUGGUAAAUGGGGGUAGACAGAAUCUGACCUUUAUCUGGAGCUGUAAAAAAAAUUAAAAGGAGCAAUUAAUUUGUACAAAGACAUCUCAGCUGGUGAUUCUUGCUGCCCUGAAAUGAUCAGGUAUCAAAUACUGCACUCAACGUUUUAUACUUGAUGGGUGAAUUAAACAUAUGCUAUGUUUUACACAAGUAGUUAGUGUGUGACAAUGUCAGGACACAACAGCAAGGUCUCUGCAUGUUUCCAAAAUGUUAAACUGGAUUUGGAAAAGGUUUGCACUGAGACAAGUGGAGCCAAACAUUUAAAUGCUUACAUUUAGAAAAAUCACAUCUUUUUUUACACAGUGCCAAGAAACAACAUGAAACACAUGCAACAUGGACUUCUGAGAGAUUUUAGUGGUUCCUUGUAACAAGGAGCCAAAUUAACCUUGUUCUCUCUUCUUGACAUGAGGAAAACCAGCCAAUAAUUGCCAAAUCUGUGCAGAACCUUUCAAUAUUAUGAUGAAGUGCUGUGAACGAAACAACUUCUCAAUUAAAAAAGAAAACUAGUUCUGUAUUUAGUUUCAGUUAUGUGUUUUUAAAGUGUGGGCUGACCAGACCUGCCAAACUAUAUGUGACUACUGUUUAUUGCUUUCUUUCUUUUGAACCUUGUCUUCCAAAGUCCCAUGAGUACAUAAUGUUGCCAUUUAAAAAAAAAUAAUAAAAAAUUGGUGACUGUGUAAGAUGCCUUCACACUACUGUUUCCUGCACUGUACAACUGACUACUUAAUAUACGACCAUGAGUCUAGGGUUCAUUGCUGUUCUCUGUAGUUCCUUCAGCUGCAGUUUCACAUGAACACAUCUGACUUUUAACUUUGCAGUUCAGUUCUGAUCUACUCCCUGUCUGCUCUUGGGCAGUAGAAAUCGAACUCUGGUAAGAAAGCUGGAUGACUAUGAUAUUGAUUAUAUAUCAAUAUUUCUCAGAGCAGUAAUACUCUUUACAGUGAAUGCAAACUCAAAAGCACUGCAUACAACACUGAAAUCAGAUCUGAGCUGGAAAAGGAGAGGUCAGAUUUUUGGUUUGUGUAAAUCCUGGAGAAAUUAAUCUUGUCUUCUUUUACCUGGAUGCUACCUAAUCACCACUACUUUUGAUACUUGAGGGAUGUAAGGAUUUUUGUACAGAGGGAAUCAUCUCAUUUUUGCAUUAGGCAAUGGGUGUUUUAAUGUGAAACUAAGUCCUGCAAUGAUGUACAUUUGAUAACUGAAAUAAACUGGAAUUAAGAA